Molecule: messenger RNA, 7487 nt
Organism: Biomphalaria glabrata
Lineage: Eukaryota; Metazoa; Mollusca; Gastropoda; Planorbidae
Exons: 6
Coding region: 378-1376 (332 amino acids)
Source: RefSeq, a predicted model, not a curated record
GUAUUUACCUGACUAAUAGCUUACAGAAUGAUAGACUCAGAGAGACCUUGUUGGCUUCUUAUAACAGGUUGUUGUUUUAAUGAUUGCAAGCCGAAUAGAAAUGAUCGUUUUAUAAUGACACGACAGACGAGCUCAAUUUCAUUGUCAGACAAGAGUCAAGUCAAAGAGUUGUCAGGACAGUCUAGUGCUAUGUGUGUGUAUUGGAACAAAAUACUUCAUAAGUUUCAUUCAUCUGAUUUAUAGUAUUAUGAUCUUCAAUCAUUAUGUAAGUUUUAAAAAUCUUAAAAUGUUUUGAUGGAUGUGGACUAUCAACUAGUGCUAGCCCAUUGUCUACUUUCAGUCUUGUGCUUAACUUCCUGCCUUCAACUGAGACGGUCAUGGAUGAAGGAAGACUAGGUGCAGCCAAGCGUGGCUCCAGACGCAUCAGGAAAGUCACCCAUAUUCUGAAUGAGAUUGUAAAGAAUAAACAAGUUGUAUAUCAACACUGUCUGUCCCGCGAGCAGCAAGAGUCCAGCAGCAAGCUACUGACCCAAGUGGUCAGAGUCAGGAAAGAUGUAGUUAAGAAACGAGUUUUGCUACAGUGUCUGAACAUGAGAAAGCAGAGCAGCUCAGCGUCAUCCUCCCUAGAUUCUCUGGGCGCCUAUGGAGGUCAACCUUUGUCUUCUUUCUCGCGAGACGUUGACCAGAGAAUAGCAUGGUACCAUCCCAAACUUCGACGUCAUAGAUAUGUAGAGAGAGUUAAACAAAACUGUGCGGAUCAAGGCGCCAUUUUAAAUGAACACGAGGCUAAAACUAAAAUGGAUAGUUUUUUCAAACAACUUCGAGAAGACGAAGAGAGAAGAGCCUUGACCUUGGCCCAACAACGUCUCACUACCCGAGUCCAAAAGAAAACUUUCAGACGUCUUGGUGGACUGCUAGUCACUGACGAGGACGCGCCGAGGGAUGGAGACUUUCCAGAUCCAUUCGGCACUGUCAAGAAAGUCUACGAUGAAAACCCUUUUGAAAAACUGGCAAGUUUGAGGCCAAGCUAUUAUAAGAUGGAUCUUUUCCGGGGGGCUAGAGCUGACACAACAUUAAGCAAUGUGCAGAGACACUCAGUCAAAGAAAAAUCUCAAUCCAAUAACUUGGCCUCCCUUGGUGAAAGUUCUACAACUCCAUUGCCAGGAACGACAAUCAAAAGACAAACUUCGCCAUCAACAUCUGAUAACAGAAUAUCCCACAGAACAAGGUCAAGGAUGCUUGACAGACAUGAUAUUUUAAGUCCUAUUAACAAUGUUACUAAUGAAACAAUGGCUGAUAUAAACAAACCUGUUCGAGACCAUUCCUUAGUUCUUCCUCCAAUUAGUAUGACCAAAUCCAUGGUCAAACCAUAUUAAUAAUGUACAGUAAAUAACAAGUGAAUUUUCAAAUGAAAGUUUGUUCGUUGUUAUGUUAUGUUAUAAAAAUGUAAUGUCUCAUGUCUCGGUGGAUGUUAUGUUGUAGUGGGUAUUUAUUUUGGAUGUGAUCUUAGCGGAUGUUAUUUCUUAGUCGAUAAUAUGUCUCAAUAGAUGUUAUAUCUCAAUGGAUGUUAUAUCUCAAUGGAUGUUAUGUCUCAGUGGAUGUUAUGUCUAAGUGGAUGUUAUGUCUCAAUGGAUGUUAUGUCUCAAUGGAUGUUAUGUCUCAGUGGAUGUUAUGUCUCAGUGGAUGUUAUGUCUCAAUAGAUGUUAUGUCUCAGUGGAUGUUAUGUCUCAGUGGAUGUUAUGUCUCAGUGGAUGUUAUGCCUAAGUGGAUGUUAUGUCUCAGUGGAUGUUAUGUCUCAAUGGAUGUUAUGUCUCAGUGGAUGUUAUGUCUCAGUGGAUGUUAUGUCUCAGUGGAUGUUAUGUCUCAGUGGAUGUUAUGCCUAAGUGGAUGUUAUGUCUCAGUGGAUGUUAUUUCUCAGUGGAUGUUAUAUCUCAAUGGAUGUUAUGUCUCAGUGGAUGUUAUUUCUCAGUGGAUGUUAUAUCUCAAUGGAUGUUAAGUCUCAAUGGAGGUUAUGUCUCAGUGGAUGUUAUGUCUCAGUGGAUGUUAUGUCUCAGUGGAUGUUAUGUCUCAGUGGAUGUUAUGCCUAAGUGGAUGUUAUGUCUCAGUGGAUGUUAUUUCUCAGUGGAUGUUAUAUCUCAAUGGAUGUUAUGUCUCAGUGGAUGUUAUUUCUCAGUGGAUGUUAUGUCUCAGUGGAUGUUAUUUCUCAGUGGAUGUUAUGUCUCAGUGGAUGUUAUGUCUCAGUGGAUGUUAAGUCUCAAUGGAUGUUAUGUCUCAGUGGAUGUUAUGUCUCAAUGGAUGUUAUGUCUCAGUGGAUGUUAUGUCUCAGUGGAUGUUAUGUCUCAGUGGAUGUUAUGUCUCAGUGGAUGUUAUGCCUAAGUGGAUGUUAUGUCUCAGUGGAUGUUAUUUCUCAGUGGAUGUUAUAUCUCAAUGGAUGUUAUGUCUCAGUGGAUGUUAUUUCUCAGUGGAUGUUAUAUCUCAAUGGAUGUUAUGUCUCAGUGGAUGUUAUUUCUCAGUGGAUGUUAUAUCUCAAUGGAUGUUAUGUCUCAGUGGAUGUUAUGUCUCAGUGGAUGUUAUGUCUCAGUGGAUGUUAAGUCUCAAUGGAGGUUAUGUCUCAGUGGAUGUUAUGUCUCAAUGGAUGUUAUGUCUCAGUGGAUGUUAUGUCUCAGUGGAUGUUAUGUCUCAGUGGAUGUUAUGCCUAAGUGGAUGUUAUGUCUCAGUGGAUGUUAUUUCUCAGUGGAUGUUAUAUCUCAAUGGAUGUUAUGUCUCAGUGGAUGUUAUUUCUCAGUGGAUGUUAUAUCUCAAUGGAUGUUAUGUCUCAGUGGAUGUUAUUUCUCAGUGGAUGUUAUAUCUCAAUGGAUGUUAUGUCUCAGUGGAUGUUAUGUCUCAGUGGAUGUUAUGUCUCAGUGGAUGUUAUAUCUCAAUGGAUGUUAUGUCUCAGUGGAUGUUAUGUCUCAGUGGAUGUUAUGUCUCAGUGGAUGUUAUGUCUCAGUGGAUGUUAUGUCUCAGUGGAUGUUAUGUCUCAGUGGAUGUUAUGCCUAAGUGGAUGUUAUGUCUCAGUGGAUGUUAUUUCUCAGUGGAUGUUAUGUCUCAGUGGAUGUUAUUUCUCAGUGGAUGUUAUAUCUCAAUGGAUGUUAUGUCUCAGUGGAUGUUAUGUCUCAGUGGAUGUUAUGUCUCAGUGGAUGUUAAGUCUCAAUGGAGGUUAUGUCUCAGUGGAUGUUAUGUCUCAGUGGAUGUUAUAUCUCAAUGGAUGUUAUGUCUCAGUGGAUGUUAUGUCUCAGUGGAUGUUAUGUCUCAGUGGAUGUUAAGUCUCAAUGGAGGUUAUGUCUCAGUGGAUGUUAUGUCUCAGUGGAUGUUAAGUCUCAAUGGAGGUUAUGUCUCAGAGGAUGUUAUUUCUUAGUGGAUGUUAUGUCUCAGUGGAUGUUAUUUCUUAGUCGAUGAUAUGUCUCAGUGGAUGUUAUGUCUCAAUGGAUGUUAUGUCUCAGUGGAUGUUAUGUCUCAGUGGAUGUUAUGUAACAGUGAAACCAUAUUUUUAAAUGUAUUUAUAUUAACUUGAGCGCCGCACAAAUCUUUUUUUUUAUAUUGUCCAGACUUUUGAAAUCUAUGCGACAAAAUAUUUUGUUUCUUCAUGCUUGAAUUCUUAACCACUGAACUGAAGAAGGAAGGAUGUACCUCGUAAUGUUUGAACUGAAGAAGGAAGGAUGUACCUCGUAAUGUUUGAACUGAAGAAGGAAGGAUGUACCUUGAAAUGUUUGAACUGAAGAAGGAAGGAUGUACAUCGUAUUGUUUGAACUGAAGGAAGGAUGUACCUUGUAAUGUGUGAUGCCAUUGAGGACGCUUCAGUUGGUGUCCAGGAAAUUCUUCUCAGUGGUCAAAGAGCUCAUGAGGCGGUCUACAUUAGUGGACUGUAGUCACAAUAAUCCAGGGUUCGAACCCUACCCUCCGCCUUUUAUUUUUACAUCCUAGAUGCUCACUAACAGUUUUUGACAAAAUCGCAACCUUGGGACAGUUAUUCGCAAAAAAAACGAAAGCUAUCAAACUGUUGUAGUUUAUUUUCGGUAUUUCCCCCCCAAAAAAAGGCGCAUUCUACAUAUAAAGCAUUUAAAAAAUCACACACAUUCCGAAUUGUUUAAACAAUCGUUUUCUUUGUCACUAAGUCUACUUCAUAGACUUUAUCUAGACUUCAUAGACUUUAUCUAGACUUCAUAGACUUUAUCUAGACUUCAUAGACUUUAUCUAGACUUCAUAGACUUUAUCUAGACUUCAUAGACUUUAUCUAGACUUCAUAGACUUUAUCUAGACUUCAUAGACUUUAUCUAGACUUCAUAGACUUUAUCUAGACUUCAUAGACUUUAUCUAGACUUCAUAGACUUUAUCUAGACUGGACAUGGAGAUUUUUGAACACUACAAAAAAUGUCGUGAAAACUUUUUAGAAAGUUGGAUCAAGGCGUUGUUUUGUAAAGUAGUUAAAAGAAGUAAAGUUGUUGUUUUUUCAACCCUAACCUAUGUAACAUUUCAUUAAAUUUUUAGAUAUAGAUCAAGUAAUUGAACAUCAAAAAUCAGAGUACUGUAGUCUUAUAAUUAUUGUUUUGCAAAUUUUAGAUACAUAAUCUGAAAGAUCUAGGUAAUCAAUCUAUUUAAAUGUACAUUAGAUGAUUUUAAUCAACAUGAAUUAUUUCCAUCUAGGAUUUUUGUAACAUUAUCUCAAUGGAAACAAACAGGAAAUGGUUUUGUUUCAUAUUGUUAGACACCUUAUUUAUAUAGGUUAGUUAUUUUAGUUAUUUAGCGACGCACCAUAGUAGACGCAUAUUGAACGGGACUAGUGACGUUUGGGAUAUGUUGGGUUAGAGACCGGAAAAUCAGUUAGCGAUAGAACAAUCCAGGGUAACGACGUGUUUAGUGACAGAGACUUAUACUGUGGCCUUUUAUCAGAAUAAAUCUAUGUGAACUUGUCCAUCAUCGUUGACUACAUCUCUUCACUAGUUAUAAUCGAUGUGCCAGUUCUUGUUUGACUUGUUGGUCAACUGCACGUAAUACACCCGAACAAUUACACCCAAACGAUUGCAGAGUAAUUGGUUGACUUCAAGACAGCCUGAACUAGCAACAUCACAGUGGCGACCCCGACGCCCGAAGCCCGAACAUCGAACCGGACCUCGAAGCAGAACGUUUACUCAGGUGAGGGUCGUGCACUCGAAGAUAUAAGAUUUCAUCGGAGUACGGCUGAACACAGCAUCAUCGCAGAGUGACUUUGUUCUGGAUCUACAAGCAGUCGUCGCCUGUUUGAUCGCACGUUCAACGAGCCGUUAACUCAGGGUGACCUUCGUCAGGACCGUAAUCAUCGCAACGUCUGGUCUACUUAACCAGUAUAGUAUCAAAGCCUGAUCUUCAUAUGCUGAAUCGACCUACAACCAGAGAAACCGUUCGUUCAUAACGGGUGAGAGAUCGUUAGUGAACCUGUUGGACAUAUUUUUUCUUCGUCAUAGGAGCCACAUUGAGUAUCAAGUUUUACCUCGUCAGUUUCGAGAAGGACAGUUUGCCCGCUGUCAGAAGUAUUGUGAGUACUACAAGUUUGGUAGCUAACUAAAUCGAAAUCGCUCUGUCGUCUUACCCUUGGAGAGAUUCUUGUGGAGCAGUUUGCUCAUUGAACCGGUUGCUUGCCACGUUUAUAACGGUCACUGUGUUUAACCUUUGGAAGGUUAGUAAAGUUGUAUGUAUCAUUACUGAACAUUGAUAUAUUUAGUAUUCGUCGGUCUAGACCAUAUCUAGACGUGCUGAUAUUGUUGUGGAAAUAGCUACAUCCACUUAAUUUCGUUGAAAACCGUUAAUCGUCUAACGGAACGUCGUCGGAGGUGACCUUGGUUUCACCUAGUCUACAUUGGACAGUUUGGUCUAGUGAAGCAGAGUACAACAGCAAACUUCGUCGUACUACCAGAGUAGCAGCAGAAGCAGUGAACUAUUUUAGAGAACCGUUAUUCGUCAGCCCAGAUCAAGUCAUCGUCAAGAAAGUCGUUAUUCGUCAGCCCAGAUCAAGUCAUCGUCAAGAAAGCCGUUAUUCGUCAGCCCAGAUCAAGUCAUCGUCAAGAAAUUCGUUAUUCGUCAGUCGUCCAGAUCAAGUUGCCGUCAAGAGACUGUUAUUUGUCAGUAGUCGUCUACACAAGUCAAGUCAUCGCCAGAAGAACCGUUAACCUAUUCGUCAGUAACUGUGUACACAAAGUCGUCGGAACUACACAUACGGUCAUCAACAGUCGUCGAAGAAACUGGAACAUUUUGCUGUGGCAUAUCAGGACAUCUGUGGCAUUACGUGGGAUACUGGUAGCACCGGAGAACAGAGUCAGAACUGGAAGAGAGGCAGUGGAAUUUGUUGUGAUCUAGCAUAUUCGGGAGUCCGAACAAAGGGAUCUUUCUUAUCAAAAGCUAAGUGCCAUUUUUCUUAUUAGUAUAUGUUUAGAUUGCCCUUAGAAAUAGAUUUUGUCUAAAUUUGGUACGUUAGCCUGAGUAAAAUCAGGUGGUGCGCCUUAAAACCCGUCGGGGUAGAAGACGUAAUUUAGAUGAAAAGCUAUAUUAUACAUUUAGGGUUGUAAUUUGUUUUGUUUGUGUAAACGUCAUAUCCGUUGUUGCCUGGUUACUUCGUGACGUUAUCAUUGUGUGCCAUAUUGUCACAUCCCAACCCAUAGUGAUAGUCUCAUUUAAUUAUUUCAUUUGUUUAUAUUAUUUUAAAUUAUUUAUUUUUAUUAAUUUAAUUAGAUCUGUAUUUUUUUUCACUUAAUGAUAGAAAGUGCGGGUAGGAUUCUUUCAUUGUGAAUCAGACUAAAAUAAUUUUUAGUUUGAGCGGUUAGAAUCAAAUAUGAUUUUGCCAUGAGAAUAAUGCCGAAACUGGCUAUGUAGUCAAACACUAUCGUCUGGCUAAAUUUAGAUCUGCAAAUUGUUGUACAUCUCUUUGGUACAAUUUGAUUAUCUAGACUCUAAUUUGAAAUAUUAUUAAUUGGAAGAUGAAUGAAGAUUACUGUCAGUGAAGAACAAUUGUGACUUGUGAGGUGCCCAUAGGAUGCCACAUUUUCCUCUAUGAUGAACUGUGUACUAAGGAGGAUGAUUCUGGAAUGUUAUGAACUGUUAUGAACAUUGACAUGAAUAUGAGGAACUGUCAAGAUGAAGAUGUCAAGAUGAAAAUGUCAAGAUUUUAUGUUUGUGGUCUUCCCCUUAAAUUGAAAAUGCCCUUGUAAGACUUGACAGUAGUGGAAAAAUAUUGACAUAUUUUUUUUUCAAGGGGGGGAGGAAUCUGUUAGACACCUUAUUUAUAUAGGUUAGUUAUUUUAGUUAUUUAGCGACGCACCAUAGUAGACGCAUAUUGAACGGGACUAGUGACGUUUGGGAUAUGUUGGGUUAGAGACCGGAAAAUCAGUUAGCGAUAGAACAAUCCAGGGUAACGACGUGUUUAGUGACAGAGACUUAUACUGUGGCCUUUUAUCAGAAUAAAUCUAUGUGAACUUGUC